Molecule: messenger RNA, 405 nt
Organism: Racocetra persica
Lineage: Eukaryota; Fungi; Glomeromycota; Glomeromycetes; Diversisporales; Gigasporaceae
Source: the annotation of a GenBank genome assembly
AUGAUUUUUGACGUUGAAGAAUUUCUUCAUAUUGAAGGGGAGACUGUCGCUCUUGCUGUAGUAAUCGUAGAAUCGUCCUAUAUAAAAGGAUUAAUAUUCGAAGUGGAUCUUGUUGAAAUGUUAAAGAGCAUUGGUCGCCCGGUUGUAGAUGAGUUGCUUGGUGUGCUUACUCGAACCAAGCAACCAAAAGGGACCAUUGGUAUAAUAGUGGGCCCCUCUAUGGAUAGCUUUACUCCUGGUGCAAUAGAUGCGGCACUAGAGAUAGCAGAACCACCAGAACUAUUAGAACAACUAUCUACGUAUCCUAUCAUUGUGACAGAUGUAGAUCGAUUGCCCAAAUAUUUGAUCAAUGCGGUUCUUGAUAAGUUGCAUAAUGAACCUUAUACCUUCUCCCUCUUACCAUGA